AUUUCAGCCGUCAUCUGUUGUGUUGGUGUGUCUGUAUUUUUGUGAAUUUCACAAGUAUUUUUGAUUCUAAUAACAAAACCUUUUGCUAAAUUCAGUGAAUUAUAGUGCUACUUUCUUAAUAAAUUCAUAAGAAUUGUAGCAGUUCAAGAUGUUUUCAUUCCACAGACCAAAAGUAUAUAGAUCAACAACUGGAUGUUGUAUCUGCAAAGCCAAGUCUAGCAGUUCACGAUUUACUGAUAGUAAGAAGUACGAGGAGGAUUUUCUGGAAUGUUUCAAGCUACAAACUCCGAGACAAGGUGAAAUCUGUAACGCAUGCGUCUUACUUGUCAAAAGGUGGAAGAAAUUGCCCGCUGGAUCUGAUAGAAAUUGGCAACAUGUGGUGGAUGCCAGAGCUGGUCCGGGUAUCAAAUCAAUGACUAAAUUUAAAGUAAAAAAUCGUAAAUUAUUAGAAGAAAAAGCUGAUAAGUUGAAGAAAAAACAGUUUCAUCGGGAGAAUAGCCCAGUAUUGAGUGACAAAAGUGAAGGUAACGAUGAGCAGGAUCUCCAAGAAGUAGACUACUUAUGCGAAGAUGGCCCCAGCAACGAAUCAAGUAGGACAGGCAGUCCCGGUCUCAGCGACUCUGAAGACGUUGUGAUGAAAAGUAGGAGGUACAAAGGUAUGCCUAAGAGAAGACAUGAUGAUACGAGAGUUAGUGGAUUUAUUGAUUUGGAUUACUGGAAAAAGGAAACGAUAUGUUGCGGAGUAAUAUUUAGAGGCCUCUACGACGAAAUCAUGCUCGAUCCGACCUGCAUGAAGCCGUGCCGUAGCCGUUUGGCUACCUGCAAGCUGGCUCUCGACAUCGCCAAACCGGAAACGGAACAGUGCGAGAACACGGGCUCUUCAAAACUAUACAGCGAUAGUAGCUCAGAUUCAGGCUACGACGAAUCGUCUAAUCCCGGCCUUCCAGCUACUGACAACGGCGCGUUCAAGCAGGACCAAGUCGGUUUGGAGGAGAUCAACAGUCGGAUCCCCAUUGCCGUCGCCAACUAAUGGUUCGUUAACGAAAUGUGUCAUGUGUCGGUUCAUAGGUUGUUUUUAUUUUUAUUUUGUAAUUUAUUGGUAUGUAGAUUUUUCUUCGUUGUUAUAUUUGUAACAAAUGUACACAGAUUAUUUGUCAAGAGAAGAUAUUUUUAUUAGAUUUUAAUAAUAUAUCGUGGGUUAAGUUGAUUUUUUGGAAUCAAUUUUAUGCAAUAUUUUUAACUGACGGGCGAUAUUUUGACUGCAUGCUAUAGAAUUUAAUAUAUUCUCAUUUUUUAGUUAACAUAGUUAUUAUUUAUGAAGUUAAAUGUAUUUUAAACAUUAGUUUUAAUAAAUCUCCCAUUAAUUUAUUUGAAACUUCAUUAAAAUAAAUUUUACACAGAUCUUAUUUAGAAUUAUCAACAGUCUCCAAUUCAGUGUAUGAAAGUCUGACACAGAGUCCUAAUCUUAUUGAUAUUAUUCCAAAUGUAUGGAUUAUAAUAAAGUUUUAAUUUAUAAAACUCUUCUUUAUUUCUUUCAUUGUAUUAUGGUUCUUUAACAUUAAUUUUUUCCCAAUAUAUUUUUAUUUUUAUAUAUUUGUCAGUUUUGCAACAUCUCAUAGUCAAUGAACUACAUUGGACAGAAAUAAGAAAAAAUAGCAAUUAUACCUAUCUGAUCUAUCUAUUUUAUUCUGCAGUAUUGGAAAAGAUUGCUAUAUUGAAUAUUUUAAUAAAAAUUUUAAAGUAAAAACUCAAUCUUUGUGACGUUCUAAAUCAGGCACAAACUAUUAUAUCUUGAAAAAGUAAGUAUGUAUUGCUUUAGUUAUGCAUUUGAAUGAAUAUUUCCUGUGUAUAUUUAAACAGGAACCUUUUUCACUCUUUCACAACAACAACAAAUUAUUCUUUGUCGUCAGCUGCUUUACCAAUAGUAUAUAGAAGACCAUAAGUUUGCUUGAAGGUGCCUUGUUGUGAUUUUGGUGUUCAAUACAACAGACUACAAGCUAUUGAGGUUGUGGUUUUUGGUUCUUUGGUGGCAUGUUGAGAAUGCUAAUCUUUUCGCCACAAGGUUUUACUGAGACUCAGUAUCCGGCUCGAAGGAGCAAUGUUUUUUCAGUCUUUCUGUGCUUUUUGCAAUUUAAAGACAAAAAAUUAUCAACCGUCUAUUUUUAUUACAAAUUUCAUACUCCUUUUGAUUUUGAUUAAUUAAUUAGUUCCAUAAUGAUUUGUCAUCAAGGUAAUUACGUUAGGUUAGACUAAAAUCUUGACUUCUCUGUUGCCAAAAGUAAUUUCUCUAAUUGCCAGACGCUAGUUUAUUAAUAUUUUAAGGUACUUAAAAUAUAAAUUGGGUGUCUGAUGGUUAUUGGCCAUUUUGCAAUAUGACAUAGUUACCUGUAUUUAAUGUCAUUCUAAAAUGUUGCCAUCAACCAUCAGACAAUGUAAUCGUUUACUGUUUACAAAAUAUCGCCCUCAAUUAAAAGUACCUACAUAUUUAUGAAUCAAUUAAGAUAUAAAAAUUACUCCCUUAGAAUAAGUUUUAAGUCAUUUAUUUUAGAGUGACUUUAUAUUGUAUUUUUGUUCUAUUAACAAUUAAUUGGUAAGUAUCCACACAUAUUUAUCGACAGUACAAAGAAUGACACAAAUUAAGAAUUUAUUGAAAUAAAUAGCUGAAUAAAUAAGUGCAAUAAAUACAAAAUGUCUGAUCUCAUUAGAGAAUUUUGCACUGAUUGUUCAUGAUUUUUCAGACUUAAUUCAUGUUUUAUGUGAAAUAAUUUUGUUUUGUUUCGAGUUGCGACCAUAUAUGCUAUUCAUUCCAUUGUAAGACAUUGAUAUACCGUGGGUGGUACAAAGUCAACUCUCAAAUUGGUAUUCAAUUUACAGGUUAAGAUCAGCCAUUUUUAUUUCAGAUAUUUUUGUAAACGAUUUUCACAUUGGAAAUCGAAAUGUCAAAGCGAAUAUAAAAUGUAAUUCUUAUUACAAUUAAUUGUGGCUUAAUCUAAUAUAAAAAUAUCUAAGU
This is a messenger RNA of Diabrotica balteata, 3010 nucleotides long. Lineage: Eukaryota; Metazoa; Arthropoda; Insecta; Coleoptera; Chrysomelidae. The record is from the annotation of a GenBank genome assembly.